CGACCGAUAGGCUGCCACUUAGCUACGCAGUUGUUUGUGUUAUCGGAUUUGUUGGAAUUUUCCACUACGGAGUUUGUCCAUAAUAAAAUAGUGAAUUGAACCGUGGACUGGUGGAUAUUAUACUAAACAAGAACCGGAACUGAGCUUUCUGUGAUACAGAUUUCCAACAAUUUCCUGUGGUGUAGUAUAGAGUUCAACCGUUUUUUAUUUUGGACUUUGGGGAGUGGAUGGGGUUAACCGUAAACUAGCUGUUAGCAUAUUUUGCCCAGAUUAGCUGCUGGUGCCCGGAGCAAUUUUAGCCUUUCGUUGUUGAGAUGGAGUUUCAUGGAGUUGGUGGGGGAACAGGUGGAGUUGUGGUGAGCGGCGGUAACGUCCCGGCCUUUUUAACUAAAUUGUGGACCCUCGUGGAAGACCCGGAGACCGACCCUCUUAUCUGCUGGAGCCCGAGUGGAACUAGCUUCCAUGUGUUUGAUCAGGGUCGGUUCUCUAAAGAGGUUCUACCAAAGUUUUUUAAACACAACAACAUGGCUAGCUUCAUUCGGCAGCUCAACAUGUAUGGUUUCCGUAAGGUGGUGCACAUCGAGCAGGGCGGCUUGGUGAAACCAGAGAGAGACGACACAGAGUUUCAGCAUCCAUACUUCAUCAGAGGGCAAGAGCACCUGCUGGAGAACAUCAAACGUAAAGUCACUAAUGUGUCAUCAGUCCGUCAAGAAGAAAUGAAGAUCUCAACAGAUGAAGUCAACAAAAUCCUCAGUGAUGUCCAGCAGAUGAAAGGAAAGCAGGAAACUAUUGACUCCAGGAUCAUUGCCAUGAAACAUGAGAACGAAGCUUUAUGGAGGGAGGUGGCCAGUCUGAGACAGAAACAUGUCCAGCAACAGAAAGUUGUCAACAAGUUGAUCCAGUUUCUGGUGUCUCUCGUUCAAACCAACAGAAUCAUUGGAGUCAAGAGGAAAAUUCCUCUGAUGCUCAAUGAUUCCAGCUCUGCCCACUCUAUGCCGAAGUAUAGCCGGUCCCUUACAAUGGAGCAUAUUCAGAACGCAGCUGCCAAUCUGCUCGCUGCAGACUCGACCUUAAAUUCUGGACCGAUCAUCUCAGACAUCACGGAGGAACCCCCUUCCUCCCCAGAAGAAGCAGUCGCUGACUGGACUGACCUAGGCGAGAACCAUGCAACUUUUAUCAAAGAGGAACCAUCCAGUCCCGAGGUGGAGGAGUGUCCUGUUCUUGAGGUUGAGCAGGACUCCCUCCCAGCAAACGAAGACACCCCUCUCUCCCCCACCACCUUCAUCAACUCUAUUCUUCAGGACGAGACGCCGUCGACGCAGGUCACGUCCUCCACCGCCACCACAGCUAAUUCCACCAACACCCCAGCAGCCAUCCCUGUUGUUGUGGUGAGCCCUUCCACCACUGGGGUUCCGACUCAGCCAGCUCCAACCAUCAAAUCUCCGGCCCCUGUUGCCUGCUCCAAUCCUGCUUCGGCCCCCAGCCCCGCCACACCUAAACAGAAAUGUCAGACCAUCGCACGUCUAGACAGGUUCCUCCCCCCACCGCCUGCAGGUGGACUCUCACCUGAUGUUUGGCGCAUCCUAUCGAAACUUCCUGAAAAGCAUGAACUCUCUGACCACGUCGACAGUAUUGACAACGGCUUAGAAAACCUGCAGAGUAUUUUAAACUCUCAAACCUUCACCUUUGACCCGUCUCCCUUCAUGGAGUUUUUCAGUUCAUCCGUUCCUUCUGGAGACUUUGACCUUGAAAGUUUGGAUAAUCUGCUUUCUGAUGAAGUCCCUAAAGAAAGUGAAAAUGGAACAGGGAAGCAGCUGGUGCAGUACACUGCCGCACCCCUCCAUGUGACCGAGCCAGUGGUUCUGGGGGAGGCAGACACUGACCUCCCGUCUCUUCUGGAGUAUGAGACGGAGCCGCUGUUUAACACCGACACGGCAGCGGGCGACCCACCCGAGGUCUUACUGAGUCCCAGCCAACUGGACUCUAGCCUCUAACAUCCUCAAGAAUGUAAUGACUCCUCAGUAACCACAGGGCACUGAGCCCCAGCUCAGCAGCAGCAAUAGACAAUGACUAAAUUGAUGGGUUGUAGAUCAAUCAUUAGGUCAAAGGUCAUGUUUUUAUCAAGCAGAUGUUAUUAAUCGAUAUUAAUCCAUUUCUAUACUCUAGGAUUAUUUUAGGUUUUAUUUUGUGUUUGUCACCUAAAUCGAGACCUUUAUUUGUUUCUUGUUGUACAAAAAGAUGAAAAGUAAAAAAAAGAAAAAAACUGUGAGAAUCCUAAUAAAACGGGGUCACAUGUACCUGCUGGUGUAUUCAGGGACAGAUCUGGGAGCAGACGCAGUACAUAUGAUGUCACAGUAAAGGUGAGCCAGGAGCAUGUGACCGAGACGCUUUCUGCUCUGCAUGUUUAAGUCGAAUUUGCUGGCUGUUUUUUUUUCACUUGUAUAAUUUAAACAUAAAGAGAGAAUCAGAAUAUUUUUGGAAAAGUUUAUUACAGAGUGUUUAAUCGUCCUGUUUGUCCAUCAUCAAUGGAAGCAGCAGAAAGGGACGCUUUGAUUGAGAUCUGAACAGAUUUCUCUGUCCUCACGAGCCAUGCUGCAGGUUUCCUGCAGAUCUUCUGACUAAGUUUUAUCUGGACCCCUGAUUAGGCAUGGGCCGGUAUAAAAUUCCUAUGGUAUGUAAAAAUACCACUAUGCACACAAUUUAAAACAACAACGUAUGACAUUAUCUAACUGUUUUGAUUUAAAACGAUGGCGGCAAAUAUUUCCCUGAGGCUCAAACUUACUGCAUCGAUGUUCUCUAUUAAAAUAGAUUUUUUUCCUUUUUAAUGCAUAGACUUCAGCUGAAAUGUAGAAUAAAAACUUGCUAGUUUCAGUAAUUUAUUUCCAAUAUUUAAUGUACAAUAAGCAUUUAAGUCCUUAUUGUACCAAAUACUCCCUUAUGUGUCUUUAUUUUUAUUUUUUUUGGCAACUGAUGGUAAAAGAGGAAAGGGGUUCUGGAGUUUAAUGUGUGCCAGCUUAUUGUCGGAGUGCAGCAGCAUGUAGGGGAGGGGUAGCACUGCAUUACUCUAUGUAGCUGGUGGAAAUCUGUCUCUUAUACCUUAUGUUUCAUCUUCUCAAAAAAAACAAAAAAAAAUGAAGAAACAUAAAGACCGAAUAUUUCAUCGUUUUGUGGAAACUUUACUUUUUAAAACCUUGGUGGACUUUAAUGCUGGCAACCGGCCCAUGCCUACUCCUGACAGUCUGCUGCACUCGGCUCUAACACUGCUGGAGUUUGAAAGAAACAUGGAGUACGUCCAAAAAGAUGAGGGGCAGAAAAGUUCUGGGAAUAUGUAUGUUUAAUUUGUUUUGCUGAAGAGAAUUGAUGGCACCAUUCACUCAAAAAAUGCAAGCUUUUUAAAUACACAAUUUUCUCUUAUCAGAAAGGUUCAAUGUAUGAUAAACUGGUCUAAAAUGCUUUAGUCUGUCAGCAAAUCUCAAUUGUUUGCAGUCCUGCACAUUUUGGAUUCUGUCUUUUUCCAAACUGUAGCUUCAAUAAUACAGCUCUACCACUAGAGAACAAUGUGUAAUGGUACUUUACUUGAUUCCAGUUUUAGAUCAGUGUUGCUAAAACCAGGAGCAGAUUUAUGGUAAAACUUACUUCAGGAUAUCAGGUGUUGCGUUUCAGUUUUAAUGAAACAUUCAAGACUGUUGUUACUGUCAAAAGCAAGGAUUCUUGUUUUCUGUUAUAUUCGUAAAAACUCUGUUUUAUUUGGAGAAACUUCAAACUUAAGUACUGAUGGGUGAUUAGAGCUUAAAGUGAAGUGUAGCUCCUACUGACAGAUAUUUAAUUUAAAAUGUAUAAGGGAAGCUGGAGUGUGAUUGAGCAGGUGUAACUUGAGCACCUCAACGGCAAAUAGGUAUGUUACCAUGUUUGACCACAUUGCUUAAACAAGGGCUGCACAACAUUAAGGAGAGAGAUUGCAAUUUUAUUUCAAAAAUUCAGUGAUGGCAUUAUUGAUUUGGGAUUAAGCCUCCUUUUCCUCCAUUUAAUAUUCUUGUCAGCACUCCAACCCUCUCCAAGCGGUUUAGCAUAGAAAAUCUUUGAAUCAGGCGGGGAGAUGCCUUAACAGUGGAGGGACAUCCAACUGGCCAAACUACAAGUACAUCAUAACAACUUAUAGUUAUUGAAAGGUGGAUUUAUUUUUUAAAUUCAGUUCAAAGAGGUAAACUCAUAUGCAUUACACACAAAGACACGUUUCUAGUAGUUUUUAUGGUUAUGUCCUUUAGUCAAUGUAUAAAAUUAUAUAUAUUAUAUAUAAAAAUUUCAGCAAAACAAAAAACUUUUAACACUUAAGUUUGAGCCCUCCAACUAAGUCCUUGCACUCAAUACUAGGUUGGGCUCCUCUUCCAUGAAUGAUGCAGCGUGGCAUGGAGAUGAUCAACCUGGAGUCCUUCUACCUCGUAAUGAAAGCCCAGGUUGCAACCUUCAGUUCACCUGUGUUUGGUUUAUUGUUUCUCAUCCUCACCUGACAUCUCAACAAAUUUCCAUAGAUUGUCUUUAGUUUGUCAUGUCAGUUUCAUGAGUUGCCAUUGGCAGCAAUACAAUCUGUCAUUGGUGAGAGGCAAUGUGGGCUACUUGGAAAUCAAAUCAGCAUCUCCAUCAGUCCAAUAUUUCCUUCAACACAAUUCUAUGUUGGUUCCAUUGGUCGCAGCAGUCUGAACAAAACACCUUUAUCUUUGACCUGUUGUGACUGAGUCAAAUCAGCAGACUUGUCCAUGCCUUGCAGCUGUUUCUUGAUAUGCAUUUUUGGAUAAAUUCUGUUUUGUUAUGUAAUAUUUUCCUAGAGACUCAUCUUGAUUCCACUGGAUGCAAGCCACAGUAAACCAAAAAUGAUUGAAACAUGCUUGAAACAAGCACUUUGUGUGUAAUAAAUGCAUAUGAGGUUCAUUAUUGAUCAUUAAAAAACUAAAAUCAACUUUUUGAAUGCGUUGUCUAUUAAAUGCUUCAGAGUUUGAAUCAUUUUAUUCUUGCUUUUUCAGGCAGCUUAAUCUCAAUACAUUUCCCAAAAAAAAUCCCAGAUUUAAGAAUUUCUCUAAUUAAAUGUAGCUAAAAAAAAUAAAUUAAGCACAGUCUUGGACAGUGAAGUGGCUCCUGUUGUUCUGAAUCAUCAAUCCUCAGAUGCCUACUGGUUUGUCAGAUGCUGUACAGAAUUGAGGCUCUCUGCCAUGUAAAAUUCACAAUAAAUAAUAGAUUGACUUUGCUUGAUUUUGUUUUUACUUCCAACCAACAAGCCAUCUGUAUUUAAUUUACCUGACAACUCUCUACAUGUAGGAGAGAGGAGGGUUGAAUGUUGAAGUGUUCUGGUUGCAAAACUUUUGUUAAAUAAACCGUUUUAAACACA
Messenger RNA from Cyprinodon tularosa, 5380 nucleotides. It is a transcript of the gene hsf1, whose product is annotated as heat shock transcription factor 1. Gene Ontology annotation, biological process: regulation of DNA-templated transcription. Gene Ontology annotation, molecular function: sequence-specific DNA binding; DNA-binding transcription factor activity. The coding region runs from base 315 to 1994 and encodes 559 amino acids. The record is from RefSeq and is a predicted model, not a curated record. NCBI's taxonomy places the organism in Eukaryota, Metazoa, Chordata, Actinopteri, Cyprinodontiformes, Cyprinodontidae. The transcript has 15 exons.